Molecule: messenger RNA, 2056 nt
Organism: Aphis gossypii (cotton aphid)
Lineage: Eukaryota; Metazoa; Arthropoda; Insecta; Hemiptera; Aphididae
Exons: 17
Coding region: 312-1934 (540 amino acids)
Source: RefSeq, a predicted model, not a curated record
GAACGCGUUUCGGUUGAGAGACAUGUUCCCUCGUAGGCCGAAGUAUAUUCGGCAGUCGGCACUGUCAGUUGUCACAUUUUCGAAUAGUCCAUAGAGCGGUUCGCACGUGUCCGUCGCGCUGCGCUUUUCAGUGUUACGGUUCGUCGUGUUUACCGUUUUACGUUAUACGCGUUAUCGGGUCUUACUAUUUUAUGUGCUGUGCGUCAAUUUUUCGGAACUUCGACUCACCCUAAUUAUUAUUUUGCUCCUGUGCAUUCACAUUGAUGGCUGUUUCUUGGUUUAACAGUCUAAAGUUAAAACCAGGUUAAGACAUGUACGCCUGUACCGCGUUAAAUACGUUGCUCGUCCACCAACGCAAAAAACUGAUAAAAAUGAAUAAUUCAUUCAAAAAACUUCCAAUUUGCAAGAAUCAUUGUUCUAAGUCCAAAAACAGUAUAAUCGACCAGCCCAAACCGCAAAAACACAGCAGGUUUCAAACCACUCUGCCGAAAAAUGAUUAUUGUGAAUUUGAGUACAAUGAUAUAGUCGAUUAUGGCACUGACAGACGUAAUUAUAUCACCAACGACGACUGUGUUCCAGGGUACUGGAAAAAUAGUAUGCCAAAGUUUGUGAAAAAGUCAACAGUGAAAAUCCAUAAUAAAUGGAAUAAAGCAAGUAAUAAAAAGUUUGCAGACGAUCUUAUAACAGACAACGGUUUUAACUGGGAUACCGACAAUAGAAAAAGAAAAUAUGAUACCACAAUCAUUCCAUCUUCGAAUAAUAAGGAUUCAGAUAUGUCUGAUGACAAUAUGCAAAAAACCAAAAGGACUCGGAUGACUGUUCCUCAAAAAUUAUCAAUGGGGUUGAACAUUAACCAACCGCUUAAAUAUUGUCCUUUCUGUUCUUAUAUAACGUCCGCAUAUCUCGAUAGACAUAUUAUAACAAUACAUGAAAAUGUUAUGAAUACACCAAUCAAAGAAAACGUAAAACAAAUGUUGUCGACUAAAUCAAAGAGCUAUAAGUUAAUCCCUCUCCACACAGUUCGUGAUAUAGUGGGCCGUAAGCUGUGGCGGGACCAGAAGAUUAGGAAAGUACUGUACAAUCUCUUUAAAACAACUCAAGUGGAGCUAUGGCUAGGAAGUUGGGAACUACCUAAUGUGCCAUUUGUUGAUCAUGUGACACCAUAUGUCAAAGCUUCGUAUAUGAAUGAUUGGUAUGAGCAGGAGGAGGCAGAAGAGGUAGAUACGCCUUGUCCAUCUCCUUUACCAGUCAUAACUUCAAUCUACACCGAAGGUGGUGAACAACAUUUUAACAACAGUGAACACAAUUUUACAGAAAGUGUUCAAAGUUUUAACGAUAGUGUACAAGGUAUUAACGACAGUGAACAAAGUUUAAACAGCAGUGUACAAAAUGUUAAAAACAAUGAACAAAUUUUAAAUGACAGUGUCAAUAAUAUUUCGGAAACCAUUCUGAACAUACCUAAAUACUCUCAAAAAACGACUUCCCAACUAAAGAAAGCAGGUCUGCUGAAAUUCCUGGCUACGGAUCAUCCUCUAAUUUCACUUUGUCGUAAACAUUUGAAGAUGACAUGCCCUGAGAAGUUAAAGAUUAAUCGUAUCAUCUCAAAAUAUUUAGAUUCUGUUGGCACAGUGCUCCGUUAUGUACAAGAUAGUUGCUAUCAAAAUAACUACAAAGUACACCAUUGGCUAGUGCUAUUACAGCAGCCGGAUUUCAUUAUUGAGUACCUUAAAGCCUGCGAAACUUAUAGUCAGGAUAAGGAAACAACCGCAUCACAUAUUAAAACAUUAAUACCUCUGUUUUCUUGGGCCAUGACAAUAUUUCCACAUCAAGAUCCUAAGUUUCCUAUGGUUGACGGGGCUCCGGACUCUGAAGAGAUCGAUGGAAUCUGGUGUACAGCAAAUCAACUUAUAAACACAUUUUCUGAUUACUUUUAAAAAUAAAUUAUUUUGUUUCAAUUUAAAUAAAAAUAAAUUACUAAAAAAAAGUUAUAGUUCUACACCAUAAUAUGUUAUUGCUGCAUUAAGAAAAAAUAAAUUAAUUAAUAUAAACAAUUAAC